AUGGCGUUCACACCUUAUGAUGAAGCUCUGCGCACACACUUCAAAGUCAACACCAUUGGUCCUCUUACUUUGUUUCAAGCUUUCCUCCCCUUGCUUCUCAAGUCUGCGAAACCAAAGUUUGUGGCUAUGAGCACUGACGUCGCUAGUCUGGGUGAUACGGAUACAAUGCCAUUGAUGCCUGUAACUGCGUACGGAGCCAGUAAAACAGCAUUGAACUAUAUUGUCAAAAAGAUACACUUUGCGAACCCUGGAGUAUGUAGUUGGGUGUUGAGCCCAAAAUGA
Molecule: messenger RNA, 282 nt
Organism: Aureobasidium uvarum
Lineage: Eukaryota; Fungi; Ascomycota; Dothideomycetes; Dothideales; Saccotheciaceae
Source: the annotation of a GenBank genome assembly